Molecule: messenger RNA, 531 nt
Organism: Insectozyma verbasci
Lineage: Eukaryota; Fungi; Ascomycota; Pichiomycetes; Serinales; Debaryomycetaceae
Source: the annotation of a GenBank genome assembly
AUGUUUCAACUUGGUGUAUAUAAUAAAGCUUUAACAAGAAAAGCUAUAACUGGUCUCAGAUAUAAAUCAACUAGUCAACCACUAACAUGGAUUGAAUACUUUAAAUUAAAAAAACAAAGUAAUAGAAUUAAUAUGGUAUCUGGUAUAUUUACCGGUUUGGGAGGGGCAUUAAUUACAUUAAAUUAUUUAGGUAAUAUUGAAAUAGAUCCAGAAAAACCAAUCAUGGGAUUUGAUCCAUUAAUGGUUAUGGGAGGUGUAGUUGGUUUAGGUGCAUUUGUUGGUUAUUUAGCUGGUCCAACUAUUGGUACAAUAGCAUUUAAAUUAAUUAAUAAAUCAAAACUUCAACAAUUUGAAUUGAAAAACUCUGAGUUUUUAACCAGAUUAAUUAAAAAUAGACCAGAUCCAUCAUAUCAAAGUUUUUCAAACCCAAUUCCGGACUACUACGGGGAAAAGAUAUAUUCAUUAAAAGAUUACGGUCAAUGGUUAAGAGAUUGUAAUGCAUUUAGAAGAAAAGCUAAAGAGUUCUUGUGA